AUCGAUCGGAUGCGCGCGCAGCUCCGCCAUCCUGGCUUCAGUACCGAGUGGUGGUUCCAGUCGAACACAAUAUUCGACAGAAAUGUACCAAACCCGUGCUAAGUGACUACAUAAAGACUUUUUGUUAGAUAAAGUGACGACCAACUCAAUAGGGGAUCAAAUAUAAGGCAAUCAUGUCGCCGCUGCUUGAUACGCUGCUGCGGUGGCGGCGCGAGGCGGGCCCCGAGACGGCGGACGAAAUAACUACGCCUACAUCGAAGAACAACACAAGUACAGAACCUCCGAUGCCGAUUACAUCGUCGACCGUGCCUCCGACACAGGAGAGCAUCGGUGAGAAGACGGCCGAGAUAGCCCGCAAGAUGAACAUAGAACCUUGGCAGCUGGUCGCCAUACUUGUCGGUGUGGGAGUGGUGGUCCUCGGAAUAUGCUUCUGCUGUAUCAGACGGUGUUUCCGCAAGCGACGCUCCAAGGAUGGCAAAAAGGGAAUGAAAGGUGUCGACCUAAAAUCCGUCCAGCUUCUCGGUUCCGCUUACAAGGAGAAGGUUCAGCCUGACAUGGAGGAGCUCACGGAGAAUGCGGAGGAACCGGAUGACGGCGACUCCAAGAAAGAGGAACAGAAGCUAGGAAAACUCCAGUACAAGCUGGAGUAUGAUUUUAACAGCAACAGUUUGUCUGUUACUGUUAUUCAAGCCGAAGAACUCCCUGCCCUAGACAUGGGCGGUACGUCUGACCCCUACGUUAAAGUUUACUUACUCCCUGACAAGAAGAAGAAGUUUGAAACGAAAGUUCAUCGGAAGACUUUAAGUCCCGUUUUCAACGAAACAUUUGUGUUCAAGAACGUGCCGUACGCUGAUGCGAUGAACAAGACUCUUGUGUUCGCCAUCUUUGACUUCGAUCGGUUCUCAAAACAUGACCAGAUCGGUGAGGUGAAGGUGCCGCUGUGCCAGGUCGACUUGGCACAGACUAUCGAGGAGUGGCGCGAGCUGCAGAGUGUUGAAGGCGAAGGGGGGCAGGACAACAAGUUGGGAGACAUUUGUUUCUCAUUGCGUUAUGUACCGACGGCCGGGAAACUGACAGUUGUCAUUUUGGAAGCUAAGAACUUGAAGAAAAUGGACGUGGGCGGUCUAUCAGAUCCGUACGUAAAGAUAGCACUCAUGCAAAAUGGCAAACGUCUCAAGAAGAAGAAAACGAGCAUCAAGAAAUGCACACUGAAUCCCUAUUACAACGAGUCAUUUACUUUUGAAGUACCAUUCGAACAGAUACAGAAAGUUAACCUAGUGAUCACCGUGGUGGACUACGAUCGCAUCGGCACGUCGGAGCCCAUCGGCAAGGUAGUGCUGGGCUACAACGCGUCAGGCACCGAGCUCCGCCACUGGUCCGACAUGCUGGCCAGCCCGAGGCGCCCCAUCGCGCAAUGGCACACACUCAAAGACCCCGAUGAUGGAGAGAAGAAGGAUUAAACGCUGAACUGAGUAUAAGAAGCAGAAAAACCAAACUGAAGUACGAGUGUGAAGAAUAAGCGACUUUAUAAUUAUUUAUUUUUAAUUUAGAAUAUUUGCUGUUUAGUUAUACGUUUUAAAAUAUUGUGUUGGAUCCAGUAUGUGUCCUCCUAGAACUUUAUCAUUACCAAGCGCUUGAUAAAUGUGAUUUAAAUGUUGUCUUUAAUCGUUCCCGAUUUAAAAUUUAAUACUUAAAUAUUUCGGUGAAAAUUGUAAGUAAUUCCAAAGAUUUAAAUGUUUUAAAACCUUACGUAAUUAUUUCGCUAAAUAGAAUGUUGCCUACAAAUUCUAUGCGAAAACUGUGCAUGGUCUAUCUGCGAUAAGUUUGCAUCUGUGCAGUUCCGACGCGAUUGGUUUUGGGUUGUCGCACGGAUAACGUAGUUUACAGACACAACAGUUUAUGUAGGUAGAUGACUUGAUUGCAUUAGCGACUGCAUCGACGCAAGUGUAUCGACUAGAAUUGUUCUGUCACCUCGUCUCGACUAUCUAAUACUCGUAUCUUGCUAAAUAAUAAGGAUGUUGGAUUAGCAAUAUGUAACUUGUUGUGAGGAGUGUAGGGAUUGUUGUUAGAAUUCCUUUGCUACUUCCAUGUUCUUAGCGUCUAAUAUUAAUUUACUGUAAUGUUCUCGCUAAUAAAUAAUCAGCUUCGUUUAUAUAAUAAGUGUGCUUUGUUAUCAAAAGCCGUUACUUGACGUAAAUGUAAUCGAAAAUAUAUUUCAUUUAAAACCCUAUUACAUGAAGCUGUGUAAAUAAGUUGUAUCCUGUUAAAUUUAUUACAUUCUAUUUUACUAUCAUAUAAGUGUUAUAGUAUUGAUACCCUUUUAUUAUAAUAAUAACAAUGUUCCUCAGCGGAAGAGAAUGUGCCGGCUACAUUAGUUUACGUUUAGAUAAUUUAAUUUGUUAUUAGACUACAAAAUAUAUUUUGUCGGGAUAACAUUAUUCUCUUCUUGUGAGGAACAAUAGGCCUAUUGUAUAGGUACCUAAUCAUUAUUAUUUUAAGACAUGACAUUCUUUAUAAAUUAAUUAUCUUCUGAAGUCCAGUGUCCAUCGAUUUAUCUGUAUGAGUUCGUUAGUCUUA
Molecule: messenger RNA, 2577 nt
Organism: Helicoverpa zea (corn earworm)
Lineage: Eukaryota; Metazoa; Arthropoda; Insecta; Lepidoptera; Noctuidae
Gene: Syti
Product: synaptotagmin 1
Exons: 11
Coding region: 174-1460 (428 amino acids)
Biological process (GO): regulation of dopamine secretion; regulation of calcium ion-dependent exocytosis; calcium ion-regulated exocytosis of neurotransmitter
Cellular component (GO): axon; dense core granule; synaptic vesicle membrane
Molecular function (GO): calcium ion binding; calcium-dependent phospholipid binding; syntaxin binding
Source: RefSeq, a predicted model, not a curated record